This is a messenger RNA of Bemisia tabaci, 805 nucleotides long. The record is from RefSeq and is a predicted model, not a curated record. Lineage: Eukaryota; Metazoa; Arthropoda; Insecta; Hemiptera; Aleyrodidae.
ACUCAUAACCUUUUCACCUUGUUUAGGCAGUUUAGAUGGAUUUCUGAAGGAAAAAAAAUAGGCGAUUACAGCAACCAAGUCGGCAUGGCAGAUAACUGGCAAACUUUACUCUCGGGACUCUUGUGGAGAGGAAAAAUCAUAAUGGAUGACGUGUUCGUGUGGUUGACACACUACGGAAGAGAAGCUUUGUCUGAUGCGUUGCCCGGUUUCUUAGGCGGAGUGUGCGAAAGCGACGCAAGAUUGGAUGAUAAAGUAGCCGUCAUAACCGGAUGCAGCGCCGGCAUCGGGAAGAUUACGGCACUUGAAUUUUGUAAACGAGGCGCUCGGGUGAUUAUGGCUUGCCGGGACCUAGAAAAAGCUCAAAAAGCAGCGGAUAUCAUAAUCAAAAAGGCGGCGCAAUUUGGAAACCCUGGACAAGUGAUAGUCAGAAAGCUGGAUCUGGCGUCUUUUAAAUCUGUUCGCGAAUGUGCGAAUCAGAUUUUGGCAACAGAGGAAAAAGUACAUAUACUGGUCAACAACGCGGGUGUGUACUGUCCUUGGAAAUUGACGGAAGAUGGACAAGACAUUUUGUAUCAAACCAAUUUUCUGGCACACUUUUUAUUCACCAUGCUCCUCCUUCCAAGAAUAAUCAGUGCUGCUCCUGCGAGAAUAAUCAACGUCAGUUCUCUGUUGUAUACAUGGGGAGAUAAAGAGACCAAUACUGACAUGGCCCCUAGAAAGAAAUCAUACAGCACGUUUUACGCGUAUGCAAGAAGUAAGCUAGCUGUUAUACUCUUUACGAAGAAGCUCUCUGAAAAGCUGAGAG